AUAUAAGAAACACUCGAUUCACAUUCUACUCUCCAUCAUCUUGUCUACCAAUUAUUCUCUGAUCGCAGUCCCGUCUCUCUUGAUCUAGAACUAAACUUCAUUACAUACCCGCGCUCAAAAUGUGUCCCGGCGCAGACCACACGGCCAAUGGGCACACCAAUGGCAAUGGCACCGUCGAUGCCAACGGAAAUGUGAACCACGACGGCUUCACCGCCAUCCAGACUCGUCAGAACCCUCACCCCACGUCGAGGAAUCCCUACGGCCACAACGCCGGAGUUACCGAUUUCUUGAGCAAUGUCUCCCGCUUUAAGAUCAUUGAGAGCACAUUGCGAGAGGGCGAACAAUUCGCCAAUGCCUUUUUUGAUACCGAGAAGAAGAUUGAGAUUGCCAAGGCCCUUGAUGAAUUUGGUGUUGACUAUAUCGAACUCACCAGCCCAUGUGCCUCUGAGCAAUCGAGGUUGGACUGCGAGGCUAUUUGCAAGCUGGGACUUAAGGCCAAGAUUUUGACACACAUUCGUUGCCAUAUGGACGAUGCCCGAGUAGCUGUCGAGACCGGUGUUGACGGUGUCGAUGUCGUCAUUGGCACAAGCUCUUAUCUCCGUGAACACUCUCAUGGCAAGGAUAUUACCUAUAUCACCAACACUGCCAUUGAGGUUAUCAACUUUGUCAAGUCCAAGGGUAUUGAGGUUCGAUUUUCCAGCGAAGACUCAUUCCGUUCAGAUCUUGUUGAUCUCUUGUCAAUUUACUCCGCUGUUGACCAAGUUGGUGUCCACCGAGUUGGUAUCGCCGAUACUGUUGGCUGUGCUUCUCCUCGUCAAGUCUAUGAGCUUGUCCGUGUUCUCCGAGGUGUCGUUCACUGUGACAUUGAGACCCAUUUCCACAACGAUACUGGCUGCGCUAUUGCAAAUGCUUUCUGCGCUUUGGAAGCCGGUGCCACGCACAUCGAUACUUCAGUUCUUGGUAUCGGUGAACGCAAUGGCAUCACCCCUCUGGGUGGUUUGAUGGCCAGAAUGAUGGUUCAGGCCCCUGAAUAUGUCAAGUCCAAGUACCGCUUGGAGAAGUUGAAGGAUUUGGAGGACUUGGUCGCUGAAUCCGUUCAAGUCAACAUCCCCUUCAACAACUACAUCACUGGUUUCUGCGCUUUCACUCACAAGGCCGGUAUCCACGCCAAGGCUAUCCUCAACAACCCCAGCACCUACGAAAUCAUCAACCCCGCUGACUUCGGCAUGACUCGUUAUGUGCACUUCGCUUCUCGUCUCACUGGAUGGAACGCUAUCAAGUCCCGUGCUCAACAACUCAACAUCCAGAUGACUGAUGCUCAAUACAAGGAAUGUACCGCCAAGAUCAAGGCUCUUGCCGACAUCCGCCCCAUCGCCGUUGACGAUGCUGACAGCAUUAUCCGCGCAUUCCACCACAACAUCAAGCUCGGUACUGAUAAGCCACUGAUGGAGCUGAACGAAGAGGAGAGGGCCCAAUUCGCACAGAAGGAAAAGGAAAUCGCUCAAGCCCAGGCCAACGGUGAAAACAUCGGUGCCUAAGUAAACUUGCAUUUAGACAAAAGAAAAGACGGCAGUCGAUCUUUAAACGGCUCUUAUCUGUUAAUUUAUACGAUGUGAAUGGUUCUCUUAUUUUGCGCUCUGGCGUUUUUGGUCUUGUCUUUGCAAAUGGAUUAUCCACAAUCCUCCUACACUUCAUUUGACAGAGAAGUUGAAGAAAGUUCAAAAAAGGGAAACUUAAAAGGGUUUCGGCGUUCAAAAAGUGUGGUGGCCGCCUGUAUAUAAGGGCUUGCACGACAAUCUUCGACAUGACUAGAUGUACUUGAAGAAAAGCAUAUUGUUUCCUC
Messenger RNA from Talaromyces stipitatus ATCC 10500, 1843 nucleotides. Its product is annotated as homocitrate synthase. Gene Ontology annotation, cellular component: mitochondrion. NCBI's taxonomy places the organism in Eukaryota, Fungi, Ascomycota, Eurotiomycetes, Eurotiales, Trichocomaceae. The record is from RefSeq and is a predicted model, not a curated record. The transcript is spliced from 9 exons. Gene Ontology annotation, molecular function: homocitrate synthase activity. The coding region runs from base 120 to 1538 and encodes 472 amino acids.